AUGGAUACCAAAACAGCGAUACCUCCUUUGCUUUCCAGCAGCGCGGAUGACCUUUGUGCGGAAUCCUAUGACUAUGUCAUCGUGGGUGGCGCCACCGCUGGGCUUGCUGUGGCAUCACGCCUGGCGGAAGACUCAACUGUCAGUGUAGGUGUCCUGGAGGCAGGAGAGGCUGCUCUGGACAUUGAUGAAGUUGACUUUCCGGCCUUCUUCGGUCGUGCACUCGGGACCUCCUAUGAUUGGAAGUUUGAAACAGAACCACAGCCAGAGGAAACCUCGAACGAGACCUUCACCCUUCACGACACUUCCUACCUUGGCACAUCUGGCCCCAUCGCAGCUUCCUACAACAGAGAUUACAACUUAUCCCAUGCUUAUUGGCACGCAACCUUGAACUCCCUUGGGGCCGAGACGAACAAGUCCCAGAAUGCCGGAAACAACGCGUACGUUCAAGAGAUUCUUCUGAUGAAGGAGGAUAAGAGUUGGAUGGCUUCUGGUGUCCGAUUCAAGCACGAUGGGAAGGAGUAUAGCGUCAAGGCUCGGCGUGAAGUGAUACUUUCCGCAGUAUUCCUCUCAAGGUGGAUAGUCCCAAUGUCGGAGAGAAUCUGCAAGAUCACACCACUCCCUUUCUCACACACCAUUCCAAGUCCGGGCCUUCAGGAUAUCGAAGCCCGGAUGAAAAACCUCGAGAAUAUUCCACCCGAGCAAGCAUCUAUCCUCAACCGCCGGCUCGGCCCAAACAGUGAGGAGCAAGUCGGACAGAUAGAGUACAUCCUCUGGAUGGCAGCCGCCAGUUCCAUUUUUCAACCUGAGCCCCCGUCCAGUGGCAAAAGAUACGCCGGCUUGACCAUCAUUCUGCAGUAUCCCUUGACCGAGCCCUUGUCCAAGAUCCUUCUCAAGCAGGUCUCUCCUGAUCCCGAGGAGACUUCCACCGACGCUGAUCUCCAGAAGUGGGUUCAAGACAACACGGUCACAUGCUGGCAUCCUAUUGGGACAUCUGCAAUGGGAGGCGAAAAGGGGAUCAAAGGGGGUGUGGUGGAUGAGAGGUUGAAGGUGUAUGGGGUGAAGAGGUUGAGGGUUAUUGAUGCCAGUGUAUUUCCGUUGCAGAUCAGUGCACAUCUCCAGGCUACUGUGUAUGCGGUGGCGGAGAAGGCGGCAGACAUGAUCAAGGAAGACAGUGCGUGA
Molecule: messenger RNA, 1179 nt
Organism: Sordaria macrospora k-hell
Lineage: Eukaryota; Fungi; Ascomycota; Sordariomycetes; Sordariales; Sordariaceae
Molecular function (GO): flavin adenine dinucleotide binding; oxidoreductase activity, acting on CH-OH group of donors
Source: RefSeq, a predicted model, not a curated record